CGUUAGGUAUAAAAUCAUGCGUUUGAAAUAGAUCGUCACAUUUCUUACGAGUCCCUACGUUGAGACGGGUCAAGUCAGAAAAUCCCUCCGCUUUUAAGCACCAAUUGCGAGCCUUUUUCUUCGCCGAAUCUACUUAAGACCACUCUAUAAUCAUGCGUGAAUGUAUCUCUAUCCACGUGGGCCAGGCCGGAGUCCAGAUGGGCAAUGCCUGCUGGGAGCUGUACUGCCUGGAGCACGGCAUCCAGCCUGAUGGUCAGAUGCCCAGUGACAAGACCAUCGGAGGUGGUGACGACUCCUUCAACACCUUCUUCAGCGAGACCGGCGCUGGCAAGCAUGUCCCCCGUGCCGUCUUUGUCGAUCUAGAGCCAACUGUAGUGGAUGAGGUUCGUACCGGCACCUACCGCCAGCUCUUCCACCCUGAGCAGCUGAUCACAGGCAAGGAAGAUGCAGCCAACAACUAUGCCAGAGGCCACUACACCGUCGGCAAAGAGCUCAUUGACCAAGUGCUUGACAGAAUCCGCAAGUUGGCUGACCAGUGCACGGGUCUCCAGGGUUUCCUCAUCUUCCACAGCUUCGGUGGAGGCACUGGCUCUGGCUUCACAUCCCUAUUGAUGGAGCGUCUAUCUGUCGACUACGGCAAGAAGUCCAAGCUGGAGUUCGCCAUCUACCCUGCCCCUCAGAUCUCCACUGCAGUUGUUGAGCCCUACAACUCCAUCUUGACCACCCAUACCACUUUGGAGCAUUCCGACUGUGCCUUCAUGGUGGACAACGAGGCUAUCUAUGACAUCUGUCGUCGCAACCUGGACAUCGAGCGUCCGACCUACACCAACCUCAACCGUCUGAUCGGUCAGAUUGUGUCCUCCAUCACUGCAUCUCUUCGCUUUGAUGGCGCACUCAAUGUCGACUUGACCGAGUUCCAGACCAACUUGGUGCCCUACCCACGUAUCCACUUUCCCUUGGCCACCUAUGCCCCUGUCAUCUCUGCUGAGAAGGCCUACCAUGAGCAGCUGACCGUUGCAGAGAUCACCAAUGCCUGCUUCGAGCCCGCCAACCAGAUGGUGAAGUGCGAUCCCCGUCAUGGCAAGUACAUGGCCUGCUGUCUGCUCUACCGUGGUGAUGUUGUUCCUAAAGAUGUCAACGCCGCCAUAGCAACCAUCAAGACCAAGCGCACCAUCCAGUUUGUCGACUGGUGUCCAACUGGCUUCAAGGUGGGCAUCAACUACCAGCCACCCACCGUCGUGCCUGGUGGUGAUCUGGCCAAGGUGCAGCGUGCUGUCUGCAUGCUGAGCAACACCACGGCCAUCGCCGAGGCCUGGGCUCGUCUGGAUCACAAGUUUGAUCUGAUGUAUGCCAAGCGUGCCUUCGUCCACUGGUACGUGGGAGAGGGUAUGGAGGAGGGUGAGUUCUCUGAGGCUCGUGAGGAUCUGGCUGCCUUGGAGAAAGACUAUGAGGAGGUCGGUGUCGACUCUGUUGACAACGAGGGAGAGGAAGAAGGCGAGGAGUACUAAACCUUUAAUUUCAAACAUCAAGUGUUCAGUUGAACUUUUACAGCAUAAGUGCCUCAGUGACACAGCCAAAGCUUUCCAAAUUUAUUUUUUGCUCCAAAGCAAUUUUUUUCACACAUAUGAAAAGACCAAAAAUAAAGGCUUUUUAUUAUUUUAAAACCUGAACAGAUCUUAAAUCUGAUUUGUUUUGAAAUCAAAAUCGGCAUCAACCAAUUUUAUAAAACAGCUUAUUCGUAUUUUUAUUUUUCUGUGAGUUAUUUAAAAUGAACCAUGUGAGGUGAAAAUACAAAUAAAGGAUAAUCUUCUGAAGCUGCAAACAAA
Messenger RNA from Patiria miniata (bat star), 1826 nucleotides. RefSeq names its product tubulin alpha-1A chain-like. Gene Ontology annotation, cellular component: microtubule; cytoplasm. Bases 153 to 1508 code for a protein of 451 amino acids. The record is from RefSeq and is a predicted model, not a curated record. NCBI's taxonomy places the organism in Eukaryota, Metazoa, Echinodermata, Asteroidea, Valvatida, Asterinidae. Gene Ontology annotation, molecular function: GTP binding; structural constituent of cytoskeleton. Gene Ontology annotation, biological process: microtubule cytoskeleton organization; mitotic cell cycle. The transcript has 3 exons.